AUGGUCAAAGAUACGAAGCUUUACAAUUUACUAGGCGUUGACCCUUCCGCCAGUGAAGCAGAAAUCAAAAAAGGAUACAGAAAACAAGCAUUGAAAUACCAUCCAGAUAAACCAACUGGUGAUACCGAAAAGUUUAAAGAAAUAUCCGAAGCAUUUGACAUUUUGUCCAAUGCGGAUAAGAGAGAAGUGUAUGACCAAUACGGUCUAGAGGCCGCUAGAGGGAACGCUCCAGCUGCCGACCCCGGCAAUCCAUUUGGUGGAGCUGGUGGUGGUGGUGCUGGAGGAUUUAACUUUGGUGGUGCUGGAGGAGGCGGUGGUUUCAGAUCUUCUGGUGGUGGAUUCUCACAAGCUGAUGCUUUCAAUAUCUUUUCCCAGAUGGGUGGUUUCGGUAUGGGAGAUGACGGAUUUACUUUCAGUCUGAGUGGUUUCGGCGGUGGUGCCGGUGGAUCUCCAUUUGGUGGAGGAGGUUUCAGGUCUGCCGGAGGUGGCGGCGGAAUGCCAGGUGGUUUUGGUGGACGUCAACAACAAAGACCAGAACCAGACACUGUAUCAAUCCAACUCCCUGUUUCGUUGGAAGACUUGUAUAAAGGUGCAACCAAAAAGAUGAAGAUUACUAGAAAAGAUGCCAGUGGAACGAGAGAACAGAAAGUUUUGGAAGUUAAUAUAAAGCCUGGCUGGAAAUCGGGCACCAAGAUCAACUUUGCCAAUGAAGGAGAUUACCAACCAGAAUGUGGUGCAAGGCAAACUAUACAAUUCGUCAUACAAGAAAAGCCAAGUCCAAUUUUCAAGAGAGAUGGAAACAAUAUCAAAAUGAAUGUCCAUUUAUCAUUUAAGGAGUCACUUUGUGGGUUUGAAAAAGAUGUAACUACGUUAGACGGCAGAAGAAUCUCAUUGAGUAGAUCUAGUCCUGUUCAACCAAAUUCAACCACAAACUACCCAGGUUUGGGAAUGCCAAUAAGCAAGAGUCCUGGCCAAAAAGGUGACUUGGAAAUUACUUACAAAGUGGACUACCCAUCGUCAUUAACCCCUGCACAGAAGCAAGCCAUUUUGGAUAACUUUUAA
Molecule: messenger RNA, 1062 nt
Organism: Lodderomyces theae
Lineage: Eukaryota; Fungi; Ascomycota; Pichiomycetes; Serinales; Debaryomycetaceae
Gene: SIS1
Product: type II HSP40 co-chaperone
Exons: 1
Coding region: 1-1062 (353 amino acids)
Biological process (GO): translational initiation
Cellular component (GO): cytosol
Molecular function (GO): protein-folding chaperone binding
Source: RefSeq, a predicted model, not a curated record